This is a messenger RNA of Oikopleura dioica, 1071 nucleotides long. The record is from the annotation of a GenBank genome assembly. NCBI's taxonomy places the organism in Eukaryota, Metazoa, Chordata, Appendicularia, Copelata, Oikopleuridae.
AUGAAGAGCAUUUUAGUUUCAGCGUCGAUAUGUGGCUUUGUUCUUGUCUUUGCUUCUGUCUAUAUUUUGGUUUAUUACGUCAAAAGCUCACCUACAGAUUUUCCUACUGCAAGCGCUCACACUCAGCCAUCAUAUGAGCAAGAAUUCGAAGUCCCUAACGACGACACUCUUCUUCUGACGGUAGCUCCUUUCAAUAUGGAAGAAAUCGACAGUAGGAUCAUGGAAAUCCUUGGCACAAUUGAGUCGCAGCUUGAAGAAAAAGGAGCUCUAGAAAUCGAUGAAUCAUCUGGAGAUUCUUCACUUCAAUCGAGCUAUUCGUCAGAGUACGAAGCAGACUACCACGACGAAGAAUUCAGAGCCUCAAUGGAUCUUGUUCCUGUUCCAGUGGCAACGAUUAUUGAAGAUACUUACCCAGCAAUUCAUACAAACGACAAAGCCCUACAAUUCGACUACACAGAUCGAAGCGUGCGAAAUUCGCUGAUGCAAGCGGCUUUCUGGAACUUUUCCUUUAUCAUUCCGAUUGAUCUUGCCUUUGAAAAUCACGUGAAUCAGCGAUUCUUGGAUCCGAAGGAAUGUAAACUUUUGUGCGAGAGAAAGGAGGGAUGCAACGCGAUUUCAGUUCUGAGAGGCUUUUACUCGGCGCGAUGUGAUCUUUUCAACUUUCCAGAGAAUCAAGCAAUACAGACGAUUCCGAACAAAAUGGGAGUAUUCAUCGAUUUACGACGGGAGAGCCUUCAGCUCUACCAUUUUCAGCAUAACAUCGUUAUCCCCGGAUUGAGUUUUAAGAGACUCAAGACCGAAGACCCCUUUCAAUGCUUUGACAAAUGCAUGGAAGAUCGAAGAUGCAAGGCGUUUUUCUGGAGAGAGAUCGACAACAAAUGCAGCUUAAAAAAUCAUCUUCAUCUCAAUCGCCAUUAUCAUCCGAAUAUUCUUUCUUGCGAUGUCACUAGAAAUAUGGUCCGCGCGUCAAUACCAAGAUGGCCGGAUUCUGUCGACUUUUUCGUCACUUCUGGGAUCAUCCGAUUUGAGAAGAAAAAUAAUUGUCCUGUUAACGUCUCUCCAAUCAAUUAA